Molecule: messenger RNA, 705 nt
Organism: Didymodactylos carnosus
Lineage: Eukaryota; Metazoa; Rotifera; Eurotatoria; Philodinida; Philodinidae
Source: the annotation of a GenBank genome assembly
AUGGAAAGCUAUCUUAGCAAUAGAAAAAUUGUAACAGUUGUAGAAGGCUCGACAUCAGAUGAGUUACUGAUAUCCUGUGGUGUGCCCCAAGGAUCGGUUCUGGGUCCUUUGCUUUUUUUGAUAUAUAUUAAUGAUCUACCAAAUGGUCUGGAUAGUACAACUCUGCUCUAUGCAGAUGAUGUAUCACUACAUCGGGAAGUUUCAGAUAUUCAAAGAGACUUUAUGAUUAUGAAUGAGGAUUUAGCUAAAGCUGAAGAUUGGUCUAAUAAGUGGAAGCUUGACUUUAACAUUAAAAAGUGUGUAUCAAUGUUCUUCACGCGUUCUGAUACAGUAACUACAUUGCCCACUUUGAAGAUUAAGUAUCAAUUGAUAGAAAAUGUUACUGAGCAUAAACAUUUAGGUUUACUUUUUACCACUAAUCCUGAUUGGAGUUGUCAUAUUCAAUCAAUAGUUAGUGAUUGUUCUUCGGUAGUAGGUGGUAUGAAAUAUUUGAGUCGGCUCCUAUCGCGUCAAGCACUGACGCUGAUUUACAACUCAUAUAUUCCUACUCAGAUAAACUAUGCCUCUGUAAUUUAUUGUGGAAGUACACAAAAAGCUCUUGAACCACUACAUACAAUACAAUAUAAUGCAGCAUUAGCUGCUAGUGGAGCGAUGAGAGGUUCUUCGUAUGAGAAAGUGUGCACAGAAUUAUUUUGCCUAGUAUAG